Molecule: messenger RNA, 5122 nt
Organism: Caretta caretta (loggerhead turtle)
Lineage: Eukaryota; Metazoa; Chordata; Testudines; Cheloniidae
Gene: TTPAL
Product: alpha tocopherol transfer protein like
Cellular component (GO): membrane
Molecular function (GO): phosphatidylinositol bisphosphate binding
Source: RefSeq, a predicted model, not a curated record
ACUUCCGGCGGGCUGUGGGCGCUCUGGUUCCGGGGUCACGGUGUCCGAUCCCCCGGAACGGUUCCUCCCGCUCGGAGCCGGCGCUCCGACUUCCUGCUAACUAAUGUCAGGAGACAGUGGUUGUACCCGAACAAGCCCAUCCGUGGGGUCUCCAUCGGAUAAUGAAUUCCUGCCAGAUCGGCCAAGGUAUGUGUGCUCACUGUCUCCUGAACUUAUUGCCAAGGCUCGUGAAGAGCUGCAGGAGAAACCUGAAUGGAGGCUUCGUGAUGUGCAAGCCCUCCGAGACAUGGUGUGUAAGGAUUACCCUACUCUGGGCACGUGUCUGGACGAUGCUUUCUUGCUAAGGUUCCUUAGAGCCAGGAAAUUUGAUUAUGACCGAGCGCUACAGCUUCUGGUGAACUAUCACAGCUGCAGGAGGAGCUGGCCUGAGGUCUUCAAUAACUUGAAACCAUCUGCAAUCAAGGCUGUCCUAGCAUCUGGCUUUGUCACUGUGCUGCCUCACUUGGACACUGAGGGACGCCACGUUGUCUGCAUUCGUCCAGACAGAUGGACACCAAGUAAUUAUCCAAUUACUGAGAACAUUCGUGCCAUAUACUUAACAUUAGAAAAACUCAUUCAGUCUGAAGAGACCCAAGUGAAUGGAAUUGUAAUCCUUGCAGACUACAAUGGAGUCAGUUUAUCUAAGGCAUCUCAUUUUGGUCCUUUUGUAGCCAAAAAAGUGAUUGGAAUUCUUCAGGAUGGUUUUCCCAUUCGAAUCAAAGCUGUCAAUAUUAUAAAUGAGCCUCGCAUAUUCAAAGGAAUUUUUGCCAUCAUCAAGCCUUUUCUGAAGGAAAAGAUAGCAAACCGGUUUUUUCUUCAUGGCUCUGAUUUGAAUUCUCUUCAUCAAAACCUUCCACAAAGGAUCCUUCCUGAAGAAUAUGGUGGCACGUCAGGGAAGCUGGAUGUCGCUGCCUGGAAUGAGUUGCUGCUCGCCUCGGAAGAGGAUUUUUUGCAUGACUUCUCUCAGCUGGUUCUUCCAGGUGACAGCUCACCAUCUGAAGCUGUAAUGAGUGGGGAUGCUGAGGAGAAGCAGAGUGAAGAGCCUCUGCGAGGCAUGAAACCUCAACUCUACUACUGUUAUUAACAAGUCAGUUAAAGGAAGUUUUUCCUUGCACAGUCAGUCUAGAUGCCCUGUCCUGUUCUGAAAGGAGUAAGAACACAGUGGGGUUAUGAAUUCUUCCUUACCCCAAACCUCCAGUUUGUGAGUAGAGGCAUUUUACGCUGUGGAACCAAAGCAAGUUAAAGUGGGUGAGAUGGGGGGGCAAGGCAGAGUUCUCUUUGGAAUCUAGGCAGGUCACACAAUUCCCAAGCCACCUCAAGUGUUAAGGAUUGUUAAUCUCAGUGUGAAAGAUGCAGUCUAGCAAAUUCCUCUUAAUAGUAGUGAGAGAAAAAAUAUCUCAUUAGAAUGAAUCUCAUAAGUGUGUGUGUCUCAGGGUAAAAGGCAGAAAAGACUUGCUAGUUUGGCAAUCAUCAGAAAAUAGCAUCAUCACUGCACCCUGCAAAGUGAAGCUCUGUCAGUGGAGAUUGUCAGAAAUGUCCAAGUCACAGUCCUGGACCUAAUUACCUGGUCCUGUCUGUGUACUAGCAUGUUCCAGGAGUAUCAGAAUGUGUACUGGAGCUUCUCCCUGAUAUUUUGCACACUCUGUGUGUGUAGAAUUCCUAACAGAUUUGCCCUUUGGAUUUGAAAGGAGAAAGUUACCGUAAUUUUGUAAACAUUGUGACUAGUUAUUUCAAAGCAUAGUGUAAUCAGACACAAAUUCCACUUCCAGAAAAUAGAGCCUUUCAGAUCAUGUAUUGCGUAGCUUUUUUCCAAUAAGAUGCAACUUUGAAUAUUUACAACAAUAUAGACAACCUGAGAAGUGAGGUCAUUCACUCAGAUAUAAUCAGUUGCUCUUUCCUGCCUUACUUUUCAACUUCCCUAAGUAACUUAAAUAGAAUCUAUGUGGAAAGAUUUUGUAGCAGGUAGCAUCUAUAGAAGGCAAUAUUAAGUAAGAGAAAGCACGGUAGUUCUUGAGCUACAUUACUUUGGAUAGAAUUUUUGAAUCUGAGUCUUCGUAAACCAAAUGCAGACAGAUAUUUUUAAAGAAUGUUCAGAUUUGUUGUAUUGCAGUUGUUCUCUGUUCAUGUUUGUCCUGAUUUAAGUAACACUGUUGCUAUUUGUCAUCCCCUUGUCUUUGGAUGGCAGCUUCUUUUGUAAAGUGUAGACUUUGGUCAGUUCUGUAGGGCUUAAGCUUAGGUUAUGUGUUCCAGUACUUUAGAUCCUUAGUUCUAAUGUCAAAUGAGGUUAACACGUUCUGCAUCUGUGUAGGCUAUUCCCGAAGUUCAUUCUGUGUCAUGGUAUUGAAUUUUAAAUGAACUCUGAGCACAUUAUCUUUGCACGUCAUGCACUAUAUAAAUAGUGCAAAGGUGAAACCUCAUUACAGCCAGGAAAGCACACCGCGUUAUUUAAAAGGGUUUGUCAGUGGACAAGAACACUGAUUAUAACCAAACACCUCAUCUUUAUAGCACUUUUUAAAUGGCUGGAAUUUCUUUGGGGGGAUAGGGAAGGUAAAUCUUUUUACUGAGUGCCGAGUGGGAAACAGGGACCGGUUAUCUUACUGUAAAUAUGAAAGGUAUGGUCUCAAGGAGUUGGACCAUCCUUUUCUCUGAGUGCCAAACUGUGCUUGUUUGAAUGUCUCUUCCUAGAUUACACCAUAGCAUAACUUUGUUGCCAAAAAGAGUUUGGGAAGGAAUAGAUUAGGGAAAUCACAGCUCCCUGACUUGGUAAAAUGCUAGCUCUUUUAUUCAAGCAAUAGACGCGUGGGAUUGGGUUUUGAAAGGACUAAAAAGUAUAAAGUUUUUUCCAAUUAGCAGUUCAUAGCUCCAAUGGGGACAAGAAGUUCAUAUCCUGUCACUUGAACAGAAAGACUUUAACAGAACACUUUUACUGUUGUGUAGGAUGCUGGCAAGAGUCUAUUGAGAGAAUAUAGCUUUCUUCUUUCCUUCCCCUUUUUAGGUAUGAAAGAUAAUAGGAGCCUGCCUCUAACAUCAAUGCAUGACAGCCCCUGCCCCUUUCUAUACUAGUCUUAAUUUUCAUGGGGGAAAGCAUUUCAGGUGAGAAAUAUCAUUCCCGUCAUUAACAAUCAGUCAGCCCCCAACUUUUGUGCAGACCUGGCAGAAAUGCAGGGCUGACUAGCGUCCCUUCAUUUGAGCAAAACUUUCCUCUCAGAUCUACUGUGCAGUGCUUAACCUUCACGUUGCUUGCCGUUAUUGUGGAGAUAAAUCCAGCUCUUCUUCCACCUAGCAAAAUAAGCAGAAUGUGGCAUAUCUUAGGUUGACAAUUAUGGUUUUAAGCAAUCUAACUAAAUUAACUGCCAAAAAUGUGUUGGGGUGUCUUGGAUGGUUUGAGUGAAUACUAUUAAUUUCCCUCUGUCCACCAUGAAAAAUUAAAAAAAAAACCACUCCAGGAUGCAGCAUUUGUCUUUGAAGUGGGUGCAUGGCAGGCUUUAUUCUUCCUCUUUCAUGGUUGGGUGGUUUCCCCUCUAAGACUAAAUCUACACUGCAUGCCCCUUUUGGUGGCAUGUAGCAUACACACACUGCAUUUCUCCCUAGCACUAGUAUAAAAAACAGCACAGAUGAUAAAGUACUCCUUAGGUGAGUAGAGGAAAGACAUGCCUAAAGCUGGUGCAUAUGUAUCCUACUUGCCCACAUAGUGCCUCCCUACUCACUGCUAUUUUUAGCAGCAUAGUGUCCUGCUGCUAGAGUCUUUCCCCAAAGCAGUGAAAGGUUCUGGCACUGAGGAGCCACCAGAGCCUCUCCUGCCCCAGAGCCUUUCCUUGGCAUGUGUAGCUACAUACCAGUGUGGAUGCUGCCUCUGCCCUGCAUGCCACCAGGGUGCAGUGUAGACAUAGCCUAAGAGGAGCUGCUCUCAACUAGUGAAGAGGGAAAGCUCCAUGUUAGAAAACUUAACUUCCUCCUUAAAAAGGAUUUGUAGGGGGGAAAGUCUCCAGCAACCAGGGCAAGACCUGAUUUUUUUCAAUGCUUUUUCACUCUGGCAUGCCUUAAACUAUGGCAACCAAACUAGAUUUCAUUUGUAGCCUCAAACCAAGGUCUUCUUUAGAAGACAAAUUGACAGUUUGUAGUACUUUAUCCUUAAACAAAAUAGUUUUGGUCUUCUUACUUGUAGAUGGAGACUUAAGUUUUCCUCUCAGAACUUUUGUUUUGGAGGAGUUAGACUCUUUGGAAUCUAGCUUUUAAAUUCAUGAUAGCUCUGUCAUCAGUAAUACAGCAUAUGUAAACAAAGCCAGUACAUUAUCCAUUACUAUCAGCUGUAACUUUUCCUAAUUCCCUCAUGGGGGCAGAUGCUUUGCUUGUCUUCCCAGAGAAAGUGUGGACUCUCACAAAAGGAACUAAGCUUAACAUCUAGAUGCUGUUAAUAUUGGUACCCAAAGCACUAUUUAAAAAAAAAAAUUGUAGAAAAGUUGAGCUGUCAAGCCCUUUAAUGACAGGCAGCCCUUGUGUCUCAGAGGUUGAUGGAAUUAUGAAGCUAAAUAGGUAGUGUAGUUGACAACAGGCCCACACUUCUAGUGACUUCUUAUCUUUAAAGUAGAAGGGAAGGAAGAGCAAUGGAGUUAACUCAAAUCCCUUUCAGUAUUAGAAUUAUCUGGCUGUUUCAACUAAACUUUUCUAAAAAUCAGUUCCAUGUGAAGCUAGCUGAGUGAGGACAAUGUUAGAAGUAACAAUUCUGGCUAGGCAUUAACUGAGAGAAAGAUACUCAAACUGCCUUGGGCAACCUUGACUGUCUCAUGGGAAGUAGGACAAAGGUUAAUUGCAUACUGUAAAUAAAAUACUUGAAUUUAUAUGAGGGCAAAUAGGUGUUAUAUAUUCAGAGGUCUUUUUCAGGGAAUGAGGGUGUUUUGGCACAAGUUUAGUAAUAUACAUGAUUGUUCAAAUAAUUUUGCUUUUUUGUUUAAGUGGACCUAAAGUUGUUAGGUUUAAUAUACAUCUGUUAUUUUGAUAAAAUGUUUAUUUUUAUAUUGCAUUUUAUAAAAUGGAGUGGUCAAUGUAUGUACUUUUAUUAUGCAUGACUGGGUAUUAAACAAUU